Aspergillus pseudotamarii is the source of this 1449-nucleotide messenger RNA. RefSeq names its product nucleic acid/nucleotide deaminase domain-containing protein. The record is from RefSeq and is a predicted model, not a curated record. The transcript is spliced from 3 exons. NCBI's taxonomy places the organism in Eukaryota, Fungi, Ascomycota, Eurotiomycetes, Eurotiales, Aspergillaceae. Bases 1 to 1449 code for a protein of 482 amino acids.
AUGGCGAUCAAUUCCCUGGUCCUGAGCCAUGAGGAGAAGCGCAUACGUGAAUUUUAUCAGAUAGUCUACUUGUUACAAUCACUAGACGUUCGGAGAGGAGAUCGUAUCAAAGGAAAGUUUCCAGACGAAGAAAAUUACUACAGCCUUGCGAAACACAGGCGGAAUAUUGCCGACGCUCUGGCGUACAUGGCCGCAUAUGACAAAAAGCCAGACCGAGUGACUGCCGUAGCGCUUGGAAAGGAAAACGGCAGAUUAGUUGUAUGGAUAGCAGCCAAUAAGACUGUGAGACCCGAGGUUACGGAUUUCCUAGCCAUAGUACUUAGUCGGCUGGAGGAAAUUGUUUAUGGUUCGGAGUCAGAAAAGGGAAAACUUCUCGAUUUAAUUCUCAAGUUCAACAGGAAGGGAGUCCAAAAAUACUACGACAAAUUUUGUCGUUCUUGGGAGCAGUACUGCGAAUCCCGCCAGCCCUCAAGUCACGAUGUACUCCAACAGUUGGACAUCUGGGUUCGAAGGACAUUCUACAAGGGUGGCAAGAAGUUACAGUUGGAGGACAUGAUGAGCCUAGCGAGGGAGUGUCACCAGGCUCGCCACCGGGACCGUGAUGUGUUCCACAUGCUGAGCGAAGCUUCAGGUCAGGGUAUUAUGCGUUUACAUGAGUAUGGGCAGCUACAUGACCUGCUUUACAAGAUAGGGAAGAAUGUUACUCUGUGCCGGAAAUUGAUUCAUGCUAGAAGAUCGCUCUCGGAAGACUUCAAACAAGGUGCAGUGGUGAAAUCAGUUGAUGUUCCUCCCCGACCUCUUCAUGGAAUCAAACCGAGAGAUUCCUUUGAUAGCAUUGCAGCUCAUAUUUUCCGCAAUGAUUGUGAAAAGCAAGCAUUCUAUGAUCAUGUCAAUAUCCUUCAUGAUCGCGACGAGGUAUUAGAGAAAUUUCAGAAUUGCGCCAAGGAUCGUCCUCCCCCGGUGCACGCAGAGAUUCAGCUGAUCAACUACUUCGAUAGACAGCAGUGCCAGCUACUCGAUGAAAGCAAUCCAUACAUUGGCUGUAGUAAACCUGCUUGUUAUCUAUGCUAUAGGUAUAUUACCGAUCAUCCUAGACGAUGGCUUCUGCCCCCUUCCCAUCAAAAGCUUUACCAUCGUUGGAGCCUGCCAGAACCGCGAGGACAAGAGGACCGGGAAAGAUUCUUGGCUACUACAGCAGAAGUCCUUCAACACGACCUACGAGAUAAAAUUGCAAAGAAGCAAGGGCCGAGAUCGGUAUAUGACGAUUCGACAGCAGGUGCCACUACUGCGUAUUCUAAGAGACAGGAAUAUGCCAACUCACAACCGACUUAUGAUAGAGCUCGGGGAAGCAGGAUAAGCUACAUUCCGUCUGCGAGGGCGAUCGGUGUAGGAGUGGAAGGAACUGAGAAACUCGACGAUGAUACCGAUGGAGGUGUUAGUCUUCUCUAA